UGUUAAACUUUGACCUAAUUUCGACCUCAUUUAAGCAGUUGUCUUGUGUCAAGGUAUAUCUAGACGGAACUUACAACCAUUGCAGGUGUCUUCGGUCACAGAGGCAUUCUACAGGUGGACGCAAAAGCCUAUACCAUGGAACCCAACGGCAUAGUAGCCAUCUCCGCCAAACCCCUGACCACUGAGAACAUCUACACCAACCCAGCUUUCAGCAUACAAGACGAGAAACGCAACAGCCUGGGAAACGCCAGCAACCACAGCCGAGAGAGCGACAACACCACUAAGGCGGAGACCACUGAGAAAAGCGAGCCGGCGGAGAAUGCUUACACUGAGAUACCCCCACCCAAGCGGGACUCGGGCUCCGUGGAGUUCAGCUUGAGCAAGAGGGUGCCGAGUAAAGAGAGGCUCAAGUCCAUCUCUGAUGGGCCAUACAGGGGCAUGGGCAAAGAAGAAUUGUUGAGGUAUUCAUCGCGACCCCUGUGGAGAAAUCUCCGGUACAUCUGUAUUUCUAUUGUCUUGACAGGUUGGCUUGCCCUUCUGAUAACUGUGGUUGCCCUCGUUCUGAUCUACCCAAAGUGUCGUAACGUGCCGGAGCGCGAGUGGUGGCAGACGACAGUCGUCUACCGGAUAUACGUCAGAAGUUUCCAGGACUCGGAGGCCAAGGCAGACGGCAACGGAGACAUUAAGGGUAUUCGCCAACAACUGGACUACCUGAGCAGCCUGGGGGUGGGGACCAUCGCCCUGAGCCCCAUCUUUGAGCUGGCCCCAGACGCCACCUCCGACACGCAGGUGAUCAACCACACGAACGUUGAUCCCAUGUUCGGCACGCUGGAGGAGUUCAAGCUGCUGGUCAAUGAGACGCACUCACGCGGCAUGCACAUCACCCUAGACUUCAUCCCCAACCACACCUCACAAAACCACACCUGGUUCCAGCAGAGUGCCAGCAGCAACUUUCUGCAUGAAAACCCGUACAGGUCCUACUACAUCUGGAGUGAGGGUCUGGGGCAGAACAGGGUUAUGGCACCCAACAACUGGACUUCAGUGUACCAAUGCUCGGCCUGGAAAAUAAGGGAAGAUAACUCCUUUUACUUGCACCAGUUUGAGGCAUCUGAACCGGAACUGAAUCUCCGUAGCGAGAAGGUCAAGGAGGAGCUAGAGAACAUUCUUCAGUUCUGGCUUGAACUCGGAGUUGACGGUUUCUACAUACGAGACACAGACUACCUGUUUGAGGACUACGAUCUCAGGGAUGACAUCCUUAUACACAACUCUUCCAUCACAAACUGCUCACCUGACAAAUCCCUCCCCACCUACGAGUCCUAUAACCACAAAUACACCAAAGGCCUACCCGAAAUUUUCGACAUCCUUGCGCGCUGGAGAUAUUUCCUGGACGAUUAUGGAAACAAAACAGGCCAUUACAAAAUUCUCUUCGCUGACGUGGACGGGCCCUACCAGCAUGUGAUGAACUACUACGGUAGAUUUAACAGAGAUGGGGUGGACUUCCCUCUCAACAAAUUCAGCCUCGAACUGAACGAGACUUCCGGUGGUCAAGGGGUCGGCCAGAUGGUGUCUGAUUGGAUGAAACACAUGCCUAAACACAGAUGGGCCAACUGGAUGGGAGGCGAUGACAGAAGUAAGCGGUUGGCUGACCGCUUAGGGGAAGAGAUGUCUGGCACCUACCUGAUGCUCUCACUGCUGUUACCUGGGACACCUUACCUGUACUACGGGGAUGAAAUAGGCUUACAGGAAGUGGUACUGAACAGUACUUCCGCCUCUAGUCCACGGUCACAAGCCAAGCCAAUGCGUGGCCCUAUGCAGUGGAACAACAAGACAAACGCUGGCUUCUGUCCUGAAUGUCUGGCCAAACCGUGGAUGGAGAUCCAUCCAGGCUACAAGACGGACAUGAAUGUGGAGGCCAAGAUGAAUGAUCCUGAGUCUGAAUGGCACCUGCUAAAAAACCUGACCACACUAAGGAAAGAUAACCCAGCGUUUGAAUACGGAGAUUUCGUUGUCGUUUUACAAGAUGACGAAGUGUUUUCUUUUGUGCGUGAGUUCGAUGGAGAGCGAGGGUAUUUGGUGGCCCUAAAUUUUGUAGACAAGGAAUCCAAGAAAAGGUUGACCGGUCGUCACUCCACUGUACCAGGAAGCGCGUCCGUCAAUAUCGCGUGGGGUUCUAAAAAACGUCACCGGAAGGGCGGGAGUACAAACCUUGACCCCGUAACCUUGGCGCCGUUUGAGGGCAUCGUGGUCUCCUGGGACUAUAAAGCCAAAGAUCUUUAGUUUAAAUGAGCUCAUUAAUUAAUGAGAUAAUCUAAUUUUAUUCACAUGUAAAUAUCAAAAUACAGAUUCUGUUAAAGAGCAUAUAAUAAACGUUUAGCUUUUAAUGUAUAACUUUAAAAUUUGAAACAGAAAUAAUAAAUGUUCCUAUUUUUAAAAGUGUAACGGA
Messenger RNA from Physella acuta, 2443 nucleotides. Its product is annotated as neutral and basic amino acid transport protein rBAT. The record is from RefSeq and is a predicted model, not a curated record. Gene Ontology annotation, biological process: carbohydrate metabolic process. Lineage: Eukaryota; Metazoa; Mollusca; Gastropoda; Physidae.